This is a messenger RNA of Calidris pugnax (ruff), 1260 nucleotides long. It is a transcript of the gene NEU3, whose product is annotated as neuraminidase 3 (membrane sialidase). Lineage: Eukaryota; Metazoa; Chordata; Aves; Charadriiformes; Scolopacidae. Gene Ontology annotation, biological process: ganglioside catabolic process; oligosaccharide catabolic process. Bases 17 to 1231 code for a protein of 404 amino acids. Gene Ontology annotation, cellular component: membrane; lysosome; cytoplasm. The transcript has 3 exons. Gene Ontology annotation, molecular function: exo-alpha-sialidase activity. The record is from RefSeq and is a predicted model, not a curated record.
CCUCAGGGAGGCCACCAUGUCCCAGGCCAUCACCUGCCUCAAGCGGGGGGAGGAUGAGGAGAACCCCCCCCUGCCUCCACCCCCGCGAUCCCCCCACUUCUUCCCACGGGAGACGCUGUUCCGGCAGGAGAACGGGGUCACCUACCGCAUCCCGGCUUUGCUCUACGUCCCCCCAACCUCCACCUUCUUGGCCUUCGCCGAGAAACGCUCCUCAACCAGGGAUGAGGACGCCAAGUACCUGGUGCUGCGUCGGGGCCACCAACAGGGCUCCUCCGUCCAGUGGGGUCCGGUGGAGGAGCUGUCGACCCUGGUGCUGCCCGGCCGCCGCACCAUGAACCCCUGUCCCCUCUAUGAUGCCACCACCGGCACCGUCAUCCUCUUCUGCAUCUGCGUGGAGCGGGGCAGGUCGGAGCGGUGUCAGAUCUGGACGGGUUGCAGCGCCGCCCGCCUCUGCUUGGCCACCAGCUCGGAUGGUGGCCAGCACUGGAGUCCUCUACGGGACGUGACAGAGGAAGCCGUGGGAGAUGACCUCUCCCGGUGGGCUACCUUCGCCGUGGGGCCGGGCCACGGGGUCCAACUGGCUUCUGGCCGCCUGGUGGUACCAGCUUACACCUACUACAUCCAUGGUUGCUUGUGUGGGGUGGUGCGGUUGCCCUGCUUCACCCACUCGCACGCCCUGGUCUUCUACAGCGAUGAUGGUGGCCAUAGCUGGCACAAGGGUGACCUGGUGGCCGGCCAACCCACGAUCGAGUGCCAGGUGGCCGAAAUCACCGGGAAGGAUGCCCCGUUGCUCUACUGCAACGCCCGAGCCCUUGGAGGGUGCCGGGUGGUGACGUUCAGCGCCGACCGGGGGUCACGCUUCCAACAGUCGGCCCAGUGCCAGGCGUUGGGUGAACCCCCCCACGGGUGCCAGGGUAGCGUGGUGAGCUUCUCCAUCACCCCCGGGGAGGAGACACCGAGGUGGUUGCUCUACUCCCAUCCCACCGACCGGCAGCAGCGACGAGAUUUGGGCGUCUACCUCAACCCCGCGCCGUUGGAUGGGGAGGGUUGGCGGCACCCUUGGGUGCUGCACCCGGGGCCGGCGGGUUAUUCCGACCUGGCCGUCUGCCCCGAUGGCUUUUUUGGGUGCUUGUUCGAGUGUGGCACCACCAGCCCCUGCGAGGAGAUCACCUUCUGCCUCUUCACCCUGGUCACCCCCCAGGACGGCGAGGAGAACCUCAAGGCUUCCUAAAACACUUCCAUUAAUGACCCCCCCCUUUC